AUUAACCUAUUGGAAGAGAGCUGCUGAGGCGGCUAAAACAUCAUACCAUGGAUUCUUCUGACUACAAGGGAGCCAUAACCUACAACACCGAAAAUCAACAUGACCAAGCUCCAGUGUCUAACGGCCUGUUGCGUCGCUGCGAUAAGAGAAAUGCAGCCCGGACGUUCCUGUGUAGUAUUGAAGAAUUUGCGAACGUUCAUUUAGAUGAAGUGGACAUGAACAAUGCAGUUGUCGUGCUGCAUGUUAACACUCAACCACACUCUGUUCAGAGUGCAAGAAGCAGAUGUGUCGGGGGUGGUUCAGUAGAGGAGGAGGAGGAGGAGGAGAAGCCUCGACCUCCAUUCGCAGGUCCCACGACCCGCGGGGCCCCCGCCUGCGUUGGCGGCGUCGGCGUCGGCAGCGUCGCGUGA
Gryllus bimaculatus (two-spotted cricket) is the source of this 410-nucleotide messenger RNA. NCBI's taxonomy places the organism in Eukaryota, Metazoa, Arthropoda, Insecta, Orthoptera, Gryllidae. The record is from the annotation of a GenBank genome assembly.